CCAUCUCUGACGCAAGUCAAAUGUGAAGCAACUUGUCAUGUCGACGGCUGAGGAUAUGCUAGGCGUCGAGUCUACGACACCAACAACACUCCAAGAAAUGAAUGCGACCAUGGUUUCUGACCCCUCAGUGACGGGCGAUGUCACUCAAUCAAUUGCACCGCCUUCCAACCAAGCAAAGGAAUCCGCGCGGGAGGAGGGAGCCGGCCACGACGAUUCCCACUUGUUACGUCCCAUCGAUGCUUCUUCCUCGGACUCAACGAGCGUAGCCCAGCAGAUCUCGGACAACCGCGAACCCUCAUACAUCAGACAAGAAGCCACAACAACACAGAUCCGCCAAGUGCCGGAGAACUCGACCAUCGCAACCCUCAAACACGAACACAGCUCGCGCACACAGUCGCCACUACGCGAAUCAUCGGUUCCAGUACCUUCGACCGAGAUGCCUGGCCUAAUCACAACACCUGCGCCGGCGCCUCCCAAGAGAAGCCACCACAAGAAGAAGGGCGUCGCAGCAGCUGCCACUACUAAGCGUAGUGCCGUCGGUCCUGCUAAGCGCAGCCACAAGAAGAAGGUUGUCGCUUCUACGGCCGCUACACCUGCUCAAUCUUCACCAGCACCACGCUCCGUGCGCGCUGCUUCCUCGCCAGCAAGAUCCUCACCUGACCCCGAUGGAAAUGGCGACCAACAAUUCUCUGGAGAAGAGGGAGAAGAAGAGGAGGAUGGUGGAGCCAUCUCGGAUGAUGAGCUCUACUGUAUUUGCAAGCGGCCUGACACCGGUACUUUCAUGAUAGGAUGUGAUGGUGGCUGCGAUGACUGGUUCCACGGAAGCUGCGUUAAGAUUUCGGAAAAGUGGAAGACUUUGAUCGACAAGUACAUCUGCGAGUCUUGCAAAGCCAAGGGCCGGGGUGAAACGACGUGGAAGAGAAUGUGCCGUCGCAAUGGUUGCGGUAUGCCUGCUCUGGUGUCAAAGGGUACAAAGUACUGCUCAGACAGAUGUGGCCUCCUCUUCAUGCAGGAGAUGAUAUCAGAAAGAACUCGCAAGAGCACAGAAACAACCAGCAGAGCGAAGAAGGGCCAGCAAACCGCAAACGAAGACUUGGGCGCUAGAGGCGGCAUCAUCAGCGCAGGCGAGCUCAAAGCCCUCUUCCUCACCGCACCCACCCUUGAAGGUCUAAAGAGUCUCGGCGAUGGCUCCCUCUCACCAAUCACCGCCACCUCACCAGCCGCCAGCACCACAAAGAAAGAAACGAGGGAAACACCCCUAUCCCACGAAUCCGCUCUAAACGACAUCGAACACGAACGUAUCAUUCAACUCACACACCUGAAAUCCACCGCUCGCGACCGCCACGCCCUCCUCAAAGACCGCGCGAAAUUCGUCGCCAUGCUUAAGACCGUGGCGUCCCGUCUCGCCGAUCACAGAAACCUGAAGCCCAAAGACCUCUGCGGCUUCGACUCUCGUCUCACAUGGGGAGAAGACGAAUUCGACACAUGGAGAGCCUCUCCCGCCGGCAAAGAAGCUCUAAACAUUGGCAGUCUGCCCUUACCCGAUGAAGACGAAGAUGCGGAUAUGGAUGCUAGCACGAACGCCACCCCUACACAACAAGAACCCUGCACAAAGAAAAAAUGCCUCAAGCAUCACGAUUGGGCUAAGCUCCAAAUCGAAGAUACGAGAUUUGAGAUUACGCAAAAUGCUGAUUUCAUGAGGGUGUUGGAGAAGGAAGAGAAAGAGAUAAUCGAGAGGGCUAGACUGAGAGCUAGAGAGAUCAAAGCUGGUGGUGUGGGUGGAACGGUCGAGUUCCAUUAUCUGACGCCUCCGAGGGAGAGUCAAGAGGACAAGGAGAUGGGGGUGAAAGCUGUGGUUGUUAUGCAGGGUGUUGAAGACGCUGGAGAUGUUGAUAUGGAGGGAGAGGAUGUCAAGAUUGAGAUUCCUGAGGACAAGGAAGUCAAAGUCGAAGUUGUUGACACCGAGGAACAACAGAACGAUGACGAGGACAAGGAGGUUGACAUGCUGGAUGCCAUCGAAGCUUCCAUCUGAUCACUCUUUGUUCUUUACAAUGCAUAGGAAAACGGCGUUUUUAUGGGGCAAAGGAAAGGCAAAAACUAGUUAUACCCCUGAGUGGAAAGCAGAUAGGCAGCCCCAAAAAACAGGCACAAUCAUCGAGAGCUAGAAAAGCAUAGCAUAACGUCCACGCACCGAGCAUUUCAAUCAAUAGCUCACUUUCAUCAGUCAACGCUUAUGCAAGAAGAUCUUUUUCCAUUCUAUUCGAGUCCAUUCUUUUUUUUUUCAAGAACACCGGGAUAUCUACUGCAUUUUACUCAACAAAAAAGUCUCGGAUAAUUCUCUACAGGAACCACUCAAGCUCAAUCUCCAUGGCAGAGACGGGGAAGGGCAGUUCGAAGUUCUUGAGUACUGUCGGGUGCAUGACACCGAAAGUGCCGACUCUUUGAGGCUUGUCACCAAGCUUGACGAAAAUAGCUGCCGAGUGGCCGGCGAAGAAAGUCGGGUC
This is a messenger RNA of Aureobasidium subglaciale EXF-2481, 2504 nucleotides long. RefSeq lists its product as uncharacterized. Gene Ontology annotation, biological process: positive regulation of DNA-templated transcription. Lineage: Eukaryota; Fungi; Ascomycota; Dothideomycetes; Dothideales; Saccotheciaceae. The record is from RefSeq and is a predicted model, not a curated record. Gene Ontology annotation, cellular component: Set1C/COMPASS complex. The coding region runs from base 38 to 2032 and encodes 664 amino acids. The transcript has a single exon.